This is a messenger RNA of Gambusia affinis (western mosquitofish), 827 nucleotides long. Its product is annotated as dnaJ homolog subfamily B member 9-like. The coding region runs from base 1 to 693 and encodes 230 amino acids. The record is from RefSeq and is a predicted model, not a curated record. NCBI's taxonomy places the organism in Eukaryota, Metazoa, Chordata, Actinopteri, Cyprinodontiformes, Poeciliidae. Gene Ontology annotation, cellular component: endoplasmic reticulum. The transcript is spliced from 4 exons. Gene Ontology annotation, molecular function: misfolded protein binding; protein-folding chaperone binding.
AUGCUUGCUAUUAACGAGAAGUAUUUAGAAAUACCUCAGGACCUGACCAAAGAGUGCUGUUUACCUCCUUUCUUAAUGCAUCCUUUACUACCAACGAAGAAGACUUUUAUUGUUUUUCACUGGCCUCUAGCGGCGUUCAACAUGGCAGGACAAGUUGUUAUCCACAGGAUGCGAGCCUGUUUGGUCUUGUUGCUCCUCUGCCUGACUGAAGACCAGCAAGCCUCAGCUUCGGAGACAGUGAGAAGUUUCUAUGACACCCUGAAUGUUGAGCGGACAGCCUCGGACACCCAGAUAAAAAAGUCUUUUCGCAGCCUGGCAGUGAGGUACCACCCUGAUAAGAACAAGAGCGCCCAAGCUGAAAUCACUUUCAGGGAGAUUGCAGAAGCCUAUGCAGUGCUGUCAGAUAAGAAGAAAAGGCGUCUCUAUGACAGCGUGGGUCAUGAGGCCUUCUUGGAAAACCAGGCCUCAUUUGAGGAUGAGCAUGAGGUUGAGGAUGAGACCAGCUUCCACUUCAGUUUCUCAGACUUUUUCCAGGAUUUCCAUGACAGUGCCUUUAUGGAUGAACCACACGUUCACUGGAGCUUCUUCCAGGAAGAGGAAGAGGAGUACUUUCACGACAAACAUUACGGUUCUGAAGAGACUACCUUCAGCUUUUAUUUUGAUGAUGGAAAUGAGGAGGAGCAUUACUAUUGAUUUAUAGUUUUAAUAUAAAUGUAUUUAUUUUAUUUAUAAUAAAGUUUAUAAAGGAAGUUGCAUUCUGUAUUCUUUAUGCUGAGACAGCGCUUUAGUAAAGUCAUGUUUAAAACUCAAGCUUCAGUGCAGUUUGU